Messenger RNA from Rhodamnia argentea, 741 nucleotides. Its product is annotated as histidine-containing phosphotransfer protein 5-like. Lineage: Eukaryota; Viridiplantae; Streptophyta; Magnoliopsida; Myrtales; Myrtaceae. The transcript has 6 exons. The coding region runs from base 68 to 508 and encodes 146 amino acids. Gene Ontology annotation, cellular component: nucleus; cytoplasm. Gene Ontology annotation, biological process: cytokinin-activated signaling pathway; phosphorylation; phosphorelay signal transduction system. The record is from RefSeq and is a predicted model, not a curated record. Gene Ontology annotation, molecular function: histidine phosphotransfer kinase activity; protein histidine kinase binding.
UCCUAAUUUUCUUUGCCUGCUCUAUCUCUCCGUUUCUCUUUGUGUGAGAAAGAGGGAAGAGGAGGAAAUGGCUCAUCGAAGGCUCCAGAACUACAUUGACACCUUGAAGAACGAGGGCAUCAUGGAUGGAGAGUAUGAGGAGAGCAGGAGAGUACAGAGUGGAUCAAAUCUUCCAAAUUUCAUGAUGGAUCUCAUCAACUCUUUCUUGCGUGACGGCGACAACAGCAUGAGAGAACUGGCCGACCUUCUGAGUUCAAGAAACGUGGAUUUUGCUAAAGUCACUAGAGCUGCUCACCUGAUCAAAGGAGGUGGCAACAGCCUUGGUGGUUGCCGGGUGGUUGCAGCAGCUCGUGCGCUUAUAAAUGCUAGCCUUGUUGAGGACAAGCAAAGUUGCGAGACAUCAUAUGAACAGGUGGUGAAUGAGUACUACCACUUCCGUGACAAACUCAGAACCCUGUAUCAGAUGGAGAGGGCAGUCAUCAACAAUGAGUCGAGAAGGAGAGGAUAAAAGCUGUUGGUGUUUCACUCAGUCGUGUACACAGAUGAGAAGAUUUCAUCUGUCUAUGAAAAACUUGCUGAUGAAAUCCAAAGUUCCUGCUAUGUCUAAAUUAUCAGAGACCAAGUGCUUUCUGUUGGCUUUGGGACCAUGCACCAAGUACUUUGGAUGUUUGUUUAUCGUUCUCUAGUAAUGGACAUCUAGGUCUUUUAAAGUGGUAAAGCUGAUUUUGGGUAUUUGAGAAA